Messenger RNA from Neolamprologus brichardi, 1504 nucleotides. It is a transcript of the gene pdcd7, whose product is annotated as programmed cell death 7. The record is from RefSeq and is a predicted model, not a curated record. NCBI's taxonomy places the organism in Eukaryota, Metazoa, Chordata, Actinopteri, Cichliformes, Cichlidae. Gene Ontology annotation, cellular component: U12-type spliceosomal complex.
UGGUUACGACACCAACAUCAAGAACUAAAGAAGAAAAUCCCCGCGUACUGUUCCGUUUCAGCGGUGUCGUUCUGAGUUUCUUCGAGGAUACGGCGACUGUUACCGGGCCAUGGAUAGCUCGUACCGCUCAGACACUUCGGGCUAUAACAGCCGCUAUGUGCCCUCGCAGUACAGUCACCCCGGGCUUCACGAAGCGCGGGAGCCGGACCUCACGGCUCCACCGUGGACGCCUCCGCCGGCUUACGACGCUCGUCCCUUCGGUGUGGGUUUCGCGGGGCCACCUUUUGCCCAGCCUUAUGGAUUUGACCCCUCUGUGCCCCCGCCUGGUUUCGGCUGCCCACCCCCCGGACACCUCCUGAACCUCCCAAGCAUCCCCGGAGCCCCCCAGCAACUCCAAACACGGCCUCACGCUCCUCGCUGUGACCGUGAGCUAGCGUCUAACCGCAGCCACACGGAGCACCGCGGCCCGGUAGCGACACGGGAUCCGGACGAUGAUGUGACCCGGCAGAGGAAGCAGGAUACGAAAUGGGUCCGACAGUUCUUACAGGCCACAGGCAAGAAGAGCUGCGGGAGGCUACAGAGCCAGCACUCGCCGCAACUGAGCUCCGUGUCCUCCCUCAGACAGGCUCUGUACGGGGCGGCUCAGCUCAUCUCACGGCUGGAGGACCUUUGUCACACUCUGACCCACUCUCUUCACGGUGACGGCGAGUGGACGCACUCAUAUUCAAGGGCUUUAGACAUCAAGGCGGAGCUGGCGGACAAAGCCGGACUUCUCGCCGACACCUCACGGUUAGGUGAGCUGAAGGCUCAAGUGUCCCGGGCUGCUUGCAGGAGGCUCCGCAGACUCAGAGCCAGGAGAGAAGCGAAGACGGAGGAGAAAGCCGCGGAAGAGCGCAGGUCUCUCAAAGAGACCGCUGCAGACAAAUGGAGGAUGAAACUGAUGCAGGAAGUGGAGGAGAAGAAAAAGGAGAAGGAACUGAAGAUGGCUGCAGACUCUGUCCUUUGUGAAGUUAGGAAGAAGCAGGCGGAUGUGAAGAGGAUGCAGGACAUCCUGAGAUCCCUGGAGAAGCUGCGUCGGCUACGGAGAGAAGCGGUAUCCAAGAAAGGCAUCGUGACGGAGCUGCAAAACGACGAGGUGUUCAGCAGCACCCUGGAGCAGCUGAGGAUGGUGAUAAAGAGGAGGACUGUCGUUUACUCGGCAGAGGAGAAGGCCCUGAUGGUGAUGCUGGAAGGAGAGCGAGAGGAGGAGAGGAGGAGAGAGCGGGAGCGCCGAGUGAGGAAGGAGAGAGAGAGACAGCUGCAGAGGAAGCACAGAGUGGACUCCAUGCUGUUUGGAGAGGAGUUCCCAGCCAGCUGUGCCCUGCAGCCCUUCAGAGACUAUUACAGCCAGGCGGAGCACUCGCUGCACGCGCUCAUCCACAUCAGGAAAGAGUGGGACACGUGUUUGGUGGCAGUAGAUCAUCCUGAGAGUUCAUCCGUUCCUCAGAGCUGGGUCCUGCCGACC